UCCGCGGCCACGCGGGGGGCACGGCGGCCGCGGCUUUAAAAGGAUGGCUUGCCCGGCUUCUUUUGCUCCCGCCCCUCCAGCUAACGCUCCUAUCUGUCCGUUCAUUCAGCGCUAAGCAGCUGCUCCGCGGUGCCCGGCGGGCCGGCGGAGGGGCGCCGCGGCGGCCCCCGGUGGCCCCGUGCCCUCUGCGGCCGCGGCAUGGCGGGCCGGGAGCCCUUCACGGCCGUGCUGUCCGCGCUGCGCCGCUGCUACGCCGAGGCCGUCCCGCUGGAGACCUUCGUCCGGCGCCUGGGGGGCGGCGGCGCCGGGGACGCCGAGGUGCUGCGGGCCGACGACGGCCCCGGGUACCGCACCUUCGUGGGGCAGUGCCUCGUGUGCGUCCCCCGCGGCGCCCGCCCCAUCCCGCGGCCCUUCACCUUCCAGCAGCUAUCUAGUCAGAGUGAAGUUACCUCAAGAGUCGUUCAGAGACUGUGUGAAAAAAAGAAGAAGAAUGUCCUCGCAUAUGGAUACUCCUUACCAGAUGAAAACAGUUCUCAAUUCCCAGUUGUGCCAUUUUCAAAGAUACACAGCUACCUACCCAAUACUGCCACGGAAACUCUUUGUAUCAGCGGCUUCUGGGAGACAUUGUUGAGCCGGAUAGGGGAUGAUGUGAUGAUGUAUUUAUUGGAACACUGUGCAGUCUUUAUGCUGGUUCCCCCUAGUAAUUGUUAUCAAGUUUGUGGGCAACCAGUUUAUGAACUUAUUUCAUAUAAUGUAGAUUCACCCCUGGUAUUUUUUAGACAAAGGUUCUCAAAGUAUAAAUGUACUAGCUUGCUUAAAUAUGUGCGAAAAAGGCUUAUGUUUCAUAGAAAAUAUCUUUUAAAGUCAUAUGAGUGGAAAUACAGACUAAGACCUGAAGAUAAUGUCUCCAGAAUGAGAAAUGAAGGAAAAAACAAGAGACAAAGCUUAGCGCCCGCUGACCAGUGUUCUGCAAAAGCUGUUUCUGAAGCAAGCAAACAGAUCAAAAUGGUUACUGAAUAUCAGGAAAAAAAGAGUAGCUCUGGUUCAUGUGUUUCAGCUACAGCUCCAUCUCGAAAAAGAAAGAUUCCUAGAGAACAACCUGAAAUUCCAGCCAAGAGGGCAAAAACAGGGGAGAAAGUGAGAGAGGAAAAGGCUUGUAGUCUUGUUCCUGAUUUAAACCAAAGUAGUUCCGAGAGAUCUGAAACUGAGUAUGUAGCACCACAUAAUGAAAGUGUCAUUAAAACCCCCCAUAUUUCUGAAAGAAGUAACAAUGCUGUGUCUGGCCCUUCUUUAGUUCACACAUCUCGUGGCAGGAUGAAGUUUGUGGCAGGUAAAAGCUAUCUUCUGCAGGGACUUCAACGUAACAAACCUUUAGGCUCCAACACUGAAAUGCAAGCAGAAUCCCACAGGAAAAGAGUAGAGAUGCAUACCUAUGAAUCUCAGUUGCCUUCAGGACAAACCAAACCCAUGGAGGGUACCUCAAAAUGCAGAGGGGGGGAAAGUCCCCAACCUCAUUUAUCUAAGAAGUUACCAAAUAGACUCCUGAGUUCUGCAGUAUACAUUGAGAAGAAGUCUCUUCUGUAUUCUUGCAGGAGUUUCCAUGAAUGUUUUCCUAAAUCAUUUAUACUGAAUCACUUGCAGGACUCUCAGGCAGGUGGAAGAUACCUUGUAGAAGCUAUAUUUUUUAGCCAAAAUCACGUGCAGCAAAGGCAUAACCAAAGUCUGCCAAAACGCAAGCAGAGAAAGAAGGCGUUGCCCAAACGCUACCAGCAAAUGAGGCAUACAUUUCAGCAACUGCUAAAGAACCAUGGAAAGUGUGCUUACUUAGCUCUCUUGAGAAAAAAUUGCCCCAUUCGGAUAUCUGAUAUCAGUAUGAGAAAAAUCAAUCUGUCUUGUCAGGCAGUCUUGCCUGGGGAAGCAAAGGUUCAGAAGCCAGCAGAACAGUUUGAGAAAGAGCCUGCUAAGUGUGUGACAAGCAGCAGAUGUGAAUCUGGUCACACUGAUGUGCCAGACAACUUAGGAGCACCCCUUGCAGACUCUGUGCACGGGGAGUCGUUGCCGAGUAAGGAGCAAAACCCGGGAGAGGCACGUGAUUCAGCCCUCAGGGAGCUCCUCAAGCAGCACAGCAGCUACUGGCAGGUGUACAUGUUUGUGAGGGAUUGCCUGGAGAAAGUCAUCCCUGCUGAGCUUUGGGGUUCAAACCACAACAAGUGCCGCUUCCUAAAAAAUGUCAAAGUGUUCAUUUCCAGGGGGAGGUUUGCUAAGGUUUCGUUGCAGGAGUUGAUGUGGAGGAUGAGAGUGAAUGACUGCAUGUGGCUUCGUCUAGGCAAAGGUGAUUACUUUGUUCCUGCUGAUGAACAUUGUUUCCGUGAAGAACUUUUGGCCAAAUUCCUGUACUGGCUGAUGGGUACCUAUGUUGUUGAGCUGCUCAGAUCAUUUUUCUAUGUCACCGAGACGAUGUUCCAGAAAAACAUGCUCUUCUACUACCGAAAGUUUAUUUGGGGCAAGUUACAGAACAUUGGCAUUAGAAACCAUUUUGUCAAAGUACAGCUACGGCCUCUGUCUUCAGAGGAGAUGGAAACUAUCCGUCAAAAGAAGUUUGUUCCUGUGGCAUCAAAGCUGCGGUUUAUUCCCAAGCCAAAUGGGUUGAGACCCAUAGUAAAAGUCAGCGGUGUUGUCGAGCCACUAGCACUCAGCAAGGAAAGCAGAGAAAAGAAGAUGAAUCAUUACAACACUCAACUAAAAAAUCUGUUUAGUGCAUUAAAUUAUGAACGGACUAUAAACACCAGUUUUAUAGGCUCUUCAGUGUUUGGGAAAGAUGAUAUCUACAAGACAUGGAAGCAGUUUGUUACAAAGAUUCUUGAAUCUGGUGGUGAAAUUCCUCAUUUCUACUGUGUAAAGGCUGAUUUGUCCAGGGCUUAUGAUGCCAUUCCUCACAAUAAGCUUGUGGAAGUGAUUUCGCGGGUCCUGAAGCCUGAGAAGAGAACCGUGUACUGCAUACGGCGCUAUGCUGUGAUUAUGAUCACCCCAAGUGGAAAAGCCAGGAGGCUCUAUAGGAGACAUGUUUCUACUUUCAAGGACUUCAUGCCAGACAUGAAGCAGUUUGUGUCCCAGCUUCAGGAGAAUGCCUCAUUGCAAAAUGCAAUAGUAGUCGAACAGAGCUUAACUUUCCAUGAGACAAGUUCCAGCCUGUUUAAUUUUUUCCUUCAAAUGAUUCAUAACAGCAUCCUGAAGAUUAGGAACAGGUACUACUUACAGUGCUGUGGAAUUCCACAGGGCUCCAUUUUGUCAACCUUACUUUGCAGCUUAUUCUAUGGAGAUAUGGAAAACAAAUUUCUCUCUGGAAUAAAGCAGGAUGGAGUCCUAAUACGUCUUAUUGAUGAUUUUUUGCUGCUUACACCACAUUUAAUGAAGGCAAGAACUUUUCUAAGGACUCUAACAUCAGGUAUUCCUGAGUACGGCCUUUUAAUAAACCCAAAUAAGACAGUGGUGAAUUUUCCUGUUGAUGAUAUCCCAGGAUGUUCCAAAUUUAAACAGCUGCCAGAUUGUCGUUUGAUCCCGUGGUGUGGUUUGUUAUUAGAUAUAAAAACACUUGAGGUUUACUGCGAUUACUCCAGUUACACCUGUACUUCCAUCAGAUCAAGUCUUUCCUUCAAUUCAAAUAUAACAGCUGGGAAAAACAUGAAAUACAAACUGAGUGCAGUCCUCAAACUGAAAUGUCAUAGUUUAUUUCUUGAUUUACAGAUCAACAGCCUUAGAACAGUUCUCAUUAACAUCUACAAGAUAUUUUUGCUACAGGCUUACAGGUUCCAUGCCUGUGUUCUCCAACUUCCAUUCAACCAGCAAGUUAGAAAAAAUCCUUAUUUCUUCCUAAGGAUUAUCUCUCAGACUGCGUCAUGCUGCUAUGCUGUCCUGAAAACAAUAAAUGCAGGGAUUGCUGAAGGUAACAAAGGUGUAUCUGGCAUAUUCCCUAUUCAGGUAGCAGAAUGGCUCUGCUACCAUGCCUUCACUGUCAAACUGUCAAAUCAUGAAGCUGUUUACAAAUGUCUGCUUACAUCCUUAAAAGUCUGUAAGAGGCAGCUCAUCAGGAAUAUCCCAGAGGAUACUGUGGCACUACUGCGGGCAGUGACAGAACCAUCUCUUUGUCAAGAUUUCAAAGCUAUCCUGGACUAACUGAUUGAGGUCUAUUUCAUAAUUUUCUCAGGUUUGAAAAUAAAUGCUAUGUCUUAGGUGACUUCUCUGCAAUUUAUUUUGAUAAAGUGGGCCAAAAGCAAGUUCACUCAGAAGUUUUAUGUGUUUGUUUCUCAGAUACCAUACAAGCAUAUAAAAAGAGCAGACAGUUUUGUUAGUACCUCUCGUUUGGGUUUUUUGUUUGUGGUGUUUUUUUUUUUUUUUGUAAACCCACAGGCUGUUUGAAGUAAUUUAUUUGGUUAUGUUCCAUGACUUGCAUCUUCUUGAUGAAGGAGUCAUUAAACUGUGUACAAAAUUAUUUACUUUCUUGGCUCAAUGAGUUAUCUUGAAGGUUGUUUUUUUUUAUAACUUCUGUGUUGCAGACUAUUUUAUAAUAAAUUGGUUGGUUAAUUGUAAUAGCAUGUAUUUGUUUCCAAGGCUUUUAUUUUAUAGUAAUCUUUAAUAUGCUGGUUUAUGUCAUGAAAGCAGUUACCUACACAGGGCAAAUGCAUUUCAUGACAAGAUGCAGAGGCUAGAAAUUUUAUGCUUUGCAGAUCACAGCCAAUAUAUGCCAAAAUUUCACUGUCCAAGCUGAUUAUUUGAUAUAUGUUUUAUUUAUUUUGAAUAUUUAGUGAUAUUUUUACUACUGUGCUGUAUAGAAUGAUGCUGAUCCACUUAUACCUACAAAACAAAAGUUCUCAAUUAGAUAAUAUACCAGGUAUAUUGCUUUUCUGUUUGCAUAUCUCUGGCUCUGUAAAAACAAAUUUUUUACAAGGAUAUAUAGUGAUAGAAAAAAGGAGAAUGGCUUUAAACUGGGAGUUGGCUUACAUUCAAUAUAAGGAAGAAAUUAUUUACUGUGAGGGUGUUGAGAUGCUAGAAGAGGUUGCCUAGAGGAGUCAUGGUUGCCUCAUCCCUGGCAAAUCCCCCCCAACAAAGAGACCAGUGACUGAUUUGCAGUAUUCAGUCUGCCCAUUAACAUUGUAACUCAAUUCAGAAUGUACAGUCAGUCAUAC
Oenanthe melanoleuca is the source of this 5183-nucleotide messenger RNA. RefSeq names its product telomerase reverse transcriptase (gene TERT). Gene Ontology annotation, cellular component: telomerase catalytic core complex. Gene Ontology annotation, molecular function: telomeric repeat DNA binding; telomerase RNA binding. Bases 199 to 4173 code for a protein of 1324 amino acids. The transcript is spliced from 16 exons. NCBI's taxonomy places the organism in Eukaryota, Metazoa, Chordata, Aves, Passeriformes, Muscicapidae. Gene Ontology annotation, biological process: telomere maintenance via telomerase. The record is from RefSeq and is a predicted model, not a curated record.